CUCAGCUACAACCGCCUGGCAUGGCUGGGCUCAGGCAGCUUUUCCAGACUGCCCCGGCUAGACACCCUUCGCCUAGCCCACAACCAGCUCACCACCCUGGGCUCAGAUGUCUUCCACAAUGCCUCCAGCCUCCGGCAUCUGGACCUUUCCUCCAACAAGCUGCAUGUGGUGGAGCAGCACUACUUCCAGGGGCUGUGGAGGCUAGAGGAGCUGCUACUCUACAACAACAGGAUCACACGCGUGGAGAGUGGCAUGCUGAGAGGGCUGGGGAAUCUAAAGAAGGCUUACUUCAGCCUCAACCAGAUCACAGACUUUCCCUUCUUCUCCAUCCAGGACCACAGCCAUCCCUUCCUCACCAUGCUGGACCUGUCCUCUAACCGCAUGACAGCACUGCCCUGGGAGGAUGUGAAGGCUCUGCCAGGAUCGGUCCAGAAAGGCCUGUACCUUCAAAACAACUCUCUGGCAUGUGACUGCUCCAUGUACGGUGUGUUCUGGCACUGGGAGCAGAGGGGCUUCGACUCAGUAAAGGACUUCAUGGACGAUCUCACCUGCCUGAUCUACGGGGACCCGCGUGCUGCCAUCCGUUUCCUUAAACACUCCCACUUCUUUCAGAACUGCACCGUGGGGCAAGCAGUCUCCCUGCCUGUGACGGUGCUGAUCUCCACUCUGGUUGUGUACGAGGGGGAGAGGGUGCGCCUGGACUGUCAAACCUCCGUCAAAGGGAAAGAACUUUCAUUUACAUGGCUCUCACCUAACCAGGAGUACAUCACCCUCAGCACUAAUGACAGCCUCAUUAGCCUCUUCCAUAAUGGCACCUUGGAGAUCCCCGCAGCCAACAUGAAUGACUCCGGCAUGUACGUGUGCACGGCUCUGGACUAUAAACAUAUGCUCAACGCCACCAGGGAGGUGAAUGUGACCGUAGUGCGAGCCACAGUGGACUCGUUCAGCACAGGCUACACCACCUUACUGGGCUGUGUGGUAACCCUGGUCCUUAUCCUCAUGUACCUCUAUCUGACCCCUUGUCGCUGUGGGUGCUGCAAACAGCCUCUCCCCCCCGGCCUCCCCGUCUCUACUCAUGACCCCUCCAACCUCUCCUCUAUAUUUUCCCCUUCGUUGGGCCAAAGGGAUGUGGCCAAAUCCCAGAGCACCAGACACGUGGUGUUUGUGGAGUCUGUGUUGGAGGAGCAGAACGGCUAUCUGAGGGCUGCUCUGGCCACCGACCAGCCCACACUGCACUGGGAGUGGGACACCACAGGACUCAACUAACCUGACUGCCCUCAGACACACAUAGUGUGCAGACAUUGUAGUGUAGAAGAUUUCCUUCUCCUUGAUUCUGUCCCAAAGGAAAGACAAAAAAGGUCAAUUCCUCUCUCCAGUACUUUAAUAUGUAUUUUGUAGGUUUUCAUUGUUUUUACCCUUUCUGUUGGGAGAUGAAAAACUCAAGUCAAGGGGGAAAAUCCAAGUGAAUUCCAACAACUUACUUGUGGGACACUCAAGGACUAACUUCACUCAUAAACCAUGAUGGAUUCCUUAUCUGUUUGCAUCAGCUCUCCUCUUGUUAGGCACAAACUGAAAGAGAUUUAUAUGAGGUAUCAGACACUGGCUGAUGUUCUAUGACAGCUGUUCGAUUUCAUAUACCUGAUCAAAUCUCCUGAUCCCUGUACUCUCAAUAAAUCUCCUUAG
Molecule: messenger RNA, 1683 nt
Organism: Osmerus eperlanus (European smelt)
Lineage: Eukaryota; Metazoa; Chordata; Actinopteri; Osmeriformes; Osmeridae
Product: amphoterin-induced protein 3-like
Exons: 1
Biological process (GO): brain development
Cellular component (GO): membrane
Molecular function (GO): protein binding
Source: RefSeq, a predicted model, not a curated record